Molecule: messenger RNA, 810 nt
Organism: Penicillium angulare
Lineage: Eukaryota; Fungi; Ascomycota; Eurotiomycetes; Eurotiales; Aspergillaceae
Product: sulfotransferase family protein
Exons: 1
Coding region: 1-810 (269 amino acids)
Source: RefSeq, a predicted model, not a curated record
AUGGGACAGGCACCUUCAGUCCCUAAGCCGGGGACAAAUAUCCAAGUCAUUGGAGCCGGACUUCCACGCACAGGAACCGCAUCAUUCAGUCGAGCAUUGGAAAUCCUUCUAGACGGCCCAGUCUUUCACGGCGGCACACAAGCAACACUAGGACCACCAGUUCAAAUCAAAAGAUGGAUGGCAGCACUCCGUCUCUGGGACUUAACAACGGCCCCAGAUUCAGACUCAGACUCAGACAAAAACGAACCCAAUAAAAAAGCCAUGCUUAAUCUCAUAUCAACCCAAUUGAAUGGCUACGCCGCCUCAACCGAUGCCCCGGGCGCCCAAUUCACACCCGAACUAAUGGAACUCUAUCCAAAUGCCAAAGUCAUCUGUACUGUUCGGGAUAUCGAAGCUUGGGAAAAAUCUAUGAAUCAAGUAAUGCAUUAUUCCUUGCUUUGGUUUUUGAGGGGUCUUCUUCUUCCUUUGCCGGGUAUGAGGCAUUUUAUUUCUUAUUUGAAUUUGUUGGGCGUGCAGUGGACGAGGCUUUAUGGGGAGAAGCUUCCUACUAGACUUACUUAUGAGAGACAUGUGGAGUGGUUGAAAUCUGUUGUGCCGGAGGAGAAGUUGGUAUUUUUUGAUGUUAAACAGGGGUGGGGACCGCUUUGUGAGGCGUUGGAUGUUGAGGUGCCGGAUCAGCCAUUUCCACAUAUUAAUGAUGGGGAAGCUAUUGAUGGCGUUGCGAGGUUUCAUAUUAGACGGGGAUUGAUUAGCUGGGGGGUUAUUUUGGGAUUGGGCGUUGGGGUUUUGGGGUGUGUUUUGUAUAGAUGA